Molecule: messenger RNA, 4637 nt
Organism: Pristis pectinata (smalltooth sawfish)
Lineage: Eukaryota; Metazoa; Chordata; Chondrichthyes; Rhinopristiformes; Pristidae
Gene: tlr21
Product: toll-like receptor 21
Exons: 2
Coding region: 210-3047 (945 amino acids)
Biological process (GO): inflammatory response; immune response; toll-like receptor signaling pathway
Cellular component (GO): membrane
Molecular function (GO): transmembrane signaling receptor activity; protein binding
Source: RefSeq, a predicted model, not a curated record
CAGGAUGGAGGUGGGGAGAGAUUUCUUCACAGAAGGUGAGGGGGGAAUAUCUCUGGUAUUGUCUCCUGUGAAGGCUUAAUCCAUCCGGAGGAUCUUCUUUGGGGCAGCCCGGUGGCGCAGCGGGUCGAGCUGCUGCCUCACGGCUCCAGAGACCCAGGAGGCUGAGAAGAUCCAUCCCAGGACUGGAAAGAGAGAGAGACGCACACACAAUGUUUGGACUGCACCCAGCUUGGCUCCCGCUCUGUGUCCUGCUCGGCAGACCAACCCCUCCUGUGGUCCUGGGCUACAGCUACCGGAACUGCCAGGAGACGCCCUGGCGCAAUGGCAGCUUCCAAUGUGUGCACCGCUUCCUGACGCGGGUGUCCGGCGCCGUGUCUGACCUGCCCCCCAGCGCCUUGCACCUCAACAUCUCCCACAACCAGCUCCGCUUCCUGGGAGCAGGCGGCUUCCGGGCACUGCCCAAUCUCCUGACACUGAGGCUGGACUACAACCAGAUCCGGGAGAUCGACCUUGGUGCUUUCGGGAACUUGUCCAGCCUGGUGACCCUCAACCUCUCCUACAACCUCAUCUCUCGCCUGAGACCAUGGAGGUUCCAGGAUCUUCACAGCUUAGCACACCUGCUCCUCCAGCAUAACCAGUUGCUGACCAUUGAGCCCAAUGCUCUGGAGACACUAGGGAGCCUUCAGACCCUCUACCUGAAUUCUAACCACCUCUCCAACUUCUCACAGUUGGCUCACUCCAUCUCGGGCCUGAGACAACUUGCCUUCCUGCACGCCAGCGACAACAAGUUGUCCUCUCUCCAAUGCACCUCCUCGCUGCCUCCCUCCCUCCGAGCCCUCUACCUCGCCAACAAUUCCCUGGCAAGGUUGGACGGUCAUCCGGGGCUCCUGAGCCGACUGCUCACACUGGAUCUGGCGGACAACCAGCUGGCCAGUGCCGUGGACUUCGCCAGAUUGGACCUGAGAGGCGUCCAGUGGCUGGUCCUCAGCCGGAACCCCCUGAACAUCUCGGAGUUCCUCAGGACCACCAGCGUGGACCUGAAGAAGGUCAACUACUCCGGGCUGCGGCUCCGAGGUCGGAUGCUCUCCGACCUUUGCUGGCAUUUGGGACGGGGGACCAUGAGUCACUUGGUGCUCAGGGACAACCAGAUCUCCUCCCUCUCCUCCCUGGAGGGCUGCCCACCCGUGGUCAACUGGGACUUGUCCCGCAAUGUUUUCACUUCCAUCAACUGCCUGUUGUUCGACUCCAAGAGGCAAGCCGUCUCUUUCACCCUGGAACACAACCGGAUCAACCAUCUUGUCCCCUGCGUGAAGGACGGAGCACCGGUCGCUCUCUUCCCCAACCUGACCCGCCUCUCCCUCCGCUACAAUCGGAUCUUCACCAUCUCCGGACGGGCGUUUGCCCACGCCCCCAAUCUCCUGGAGCUGAUGCUGAACAUCAACAACGUGGCGGUGAUCGAGAGGGGCGCCUUCUCCGACCUCGCCUCCCUGCGUUUCCUCCGGUUGGACAACAACCUCCUCACAGACAUCUACAACCACACCUUCGGCAGCCUCGGGAGCCUGAGGCAGCUGAACCUCCGCAACAAUAGGAUCUCGGUGGUCUUCAGCAAGGUCUUCACCAACCUCGGUAGCUUGGACAUCUUGGACCUAGGGGGGAACAAAAUCCGGCGGCUCAGCAGUCUGUCCUUCUAUGGGCUGAAGAGACUCUCUAAGCUUUACUUGGAUAGGAAUUACAUCAGCCGGAUCAACCAGCAGACCUUCAGCCUCCUACCUUUGCUUGGAGUGUUGGAUCUGGAGAGGAAUUGGAUCAGGUACAACAGUGCUGUGAGAACACAGAGACCGUUCGUUAACCUGACGAGGCUUCGUGCCCUCAAACUCCAAGCUCAACAACCUUACGGUAUUAACAUCAUACCCCCGGGAUUCUUCAAUGGCCUGGUUAACUUGGAGGCUCUGUACAUCGGGGAGAAUAAAAUGUCCUUAGCCAAAGAUGUCUUCCGGGACUUGGUCAGCUUGAGGACUCUCUCCAUGCCCGAUGCUUGCAACGGCAUCCACAGCAUGGACGCUGGGGCCUUCAGGAACCUCCGGAACCUCCUGACCUUGAACCUGGAGAACGUCGGCCUGCGUUCCACGUCGCUGGACAUCGUGGGGAACCUGUCCCGUCUCAAGGUGCUACUGCUGGGGAAGAACGCCAUCCAGGUAGUCAACAGCACCGUGCUGGGACGCUUACCUGCCCUGAGUUACCUGGACGUCCGCAAGAACCCGCUGACCUGCACCUGUGGGAACACCUGGUUCGUGAACUGGUCCCUGUCCAACCCCAGGACCCAGGUGACCUACUUCUACAACCACACCUGUGCCGACUGGCCGAAGGAGUACCUGUACAGGUUUGAUGCCCGCGUCUGCUACCUAGACGUGGGGGAGCUGGUGUUCCAAGUCACCCUGCCCUUCCUGCUGGUCUUCACAUUCGGCCCAGUCAUCUACGCCAAGAAGUACUGGCACAUCAAGUAUGGCUUUUACAUUUUCCGCUCCUGGCUGCGCGAGCGCUGGGCGCGCGAGGCGGAGAGCACGCCCUACAAGUUUGACGCCUUCGUCUCCUACAACUCGCGCGACGAGGACUGGGUCCUGAAGGAGCUGGUGCCCAGCCUCGAGGUCAAGGGGCCUCAGUGCUUCAGGCUGUGUCUACAUCACCGGGACUUUGAGCUGGGCAAGUACAUCGUGGACAACAUUGUGGACAGCAUCUACCAGAGCCGGAAAACGCUCUGUGUGAUGACCCGCAGUUACCUUAGCAGCGAGUGGUGCUCCAUGGAGUUACAGCUGGCCAGCUACAGGCUGUUCCAUGAGUUGAAGGACGUUCUGGUGUUGGUCUUCCUGGAGCACAUUCCCGAGUCGGAGUUGUCCACGUACCAUCGGAUGAGGAGGGUCAUGAGGAAGCAGACCUACAUCCAGUGGCCAUCGGACUCAGAGGGUCAAAAGCUCUUCUGGGUCAAGGUGAGGGAGGCAAUCAAAGGGUCCAGCGUGCCGGAGAAGCUCGCUCCCUCUGGAGAGCCCUAGCACCUGGUGUGGUGUGGCAUGGCUCCGUCAACGGGUGACGUCAAGUGUAGACCAGAGCAACGCAGGAAACCCGAUGCCAAAUCAAACUGAAUCCCACACAGUGUCCAACUCCCUCCAUUCCCUGCACAUCCAUGGGCCUAUCUAAGAGCCUCUUAAACCCCUAUAUCGUAUCUGCCUCCACCCCCACCCCUGGCAGCGCAUUCCAGGCACCCACCGCUCUCUGUGUAAAAAAUCCUUGACCCGCACGUCUCCUUUGAACUUCCCCCCCCUCACCUUAAAUGCAUGUCCUUCAGUAUUAGAUGUUUUGACCCCGGGAGAAAAGAUUCUGUCUACCCUACCUACGCCUCUCACAAUUUUAUAAACAGGUCUCCCCUCAGCCUCCGCCGCUCCAGAGAAAACAAUCCAAGUUUGUCCGACUUGUCAUUAUAGCUCACGCCCUCUAAUCCAGGCAGCAGCAUCCUGGUGAACCUCUUCUGCGCCCUCUUCAAAGCCUCCACACCCUUCCUGUAAUGGGGGCGACCAGAAUUUAACGCGAUACUCCAGAUGCGGCCUGACCAGAGUCUUAUAAAGCUGCAACGUAACUUCUCGGCUCUUGAACUCAGCACCUCGACUGAUGAAGGCAAGCGUGCCGUACGCCUCCUUUACCGCCCUGUCGACCUGUGCAUCCACUGUCAGGGAGCGAUGGACUUGGACCCCAAGUUCCCUCUAUACAUUAAUGUUGUUAAGGGUCCUGCCAUUAAAGGUACAUUUCACCCUUUCCAAAGCCUCCACAUCCUUCCUGUAAUGGUGGCGACCAGAACUGCACAUAAUUACAGCCCAGUCUUACUGGCGAGACCAUGACAGGUAAUCCCCACAUGCCCUGGUGUCUGAGAGUCACAGAGCAAUACAGCACAGAUACAGGCCCUUCGGCCCAACCGGUCCAUGCCAACCACGGUGCCCACCCGGCUAGUCCCAAUUUCCUGCGUUCAGCCCAUAUCCCUCCAAGCCCCGCCCCUCCAUGUACCUAUCCAAACGCUUUUUAAAUGACCCUGUUGUACCUGCCUCACCCACUUCCGCUGGCAGCUCGUUCCAUAUACUCACCACCCUCUGUGUGAAAAAGUUGCCCCCUCAGGUCCCUUUUAAAUCUUUCCCCUCUCACCCUAAAUCUACGCCUCCUGGUUUUGGACUCUCCUACCCUGGGGAAAAGACUGCUGCCGUCCACCUUAUCUAUGCCUCUCAUAAUCUAUAAACACUUCUAUAACGUCACCCCCUCAUUCUCCUGUGCUCCAAGGAAUAAAGACCCAGCCUGGCCAACCUCUCCCUAUAACUCAGGCCCUCGAGUCCCGGCAACAUCCUCGUAACACUGGCGAGACCAAACGCAGACUCGGUGACCGUUUCGCAGAACACCCGCGCUCCGUCCGUAACCGCGAUCUGCGUCUCCCCGUUGCCGGUCGCUUCAACUCCCCCUCCCGCACCGUCACUGAUCUGUCAGUCCUCGGCCUCCUCCACUGCCGGGAGAAUUCCAAGCGCGAACCGGAGGAGCAGCACCUCGUUUUGCGUUUUGAAACCUUGCAGCGUAACGGCAUGAACAUUGAAUUCUCCCACUUUAAG